Messenger RNA from Penicillium expansum, 750 nucleotides. RefSeq names its product Actin cortical patch SUR7/pH-response regulator PalI. The transcript is spliced from 3 exons. The record is from RefSeq and is a predicted model, not a curated record. Bases 1 to 750 code for a protein of 249 amino acids. Gene Ontology annotation, cellular component: cell cortex of cell tip; plasma membrane. Lineage: Eukaryota; Fungi; Ascomycota; Eurotiomycetes; Eurotiales; Aspergillaceae. Gene Ontology annotation, biological process: fungal-type cell wall organization.
AUGUCGGACUUCAGGGGCCUAUUCCAGACGGUGACAGUCUUCGUCGCAUUUAUACUCACCCUCCUAUGUCUCUUCGCAGGCACGCAGAGAAACCUCCUCGAAGAUGUGGAUCUCUUGACGCUUUACACACCCACAGUAGGCACCGAAAGUGGAGCCCACGAUUUCUAUUCCAUCCACGUACUGUCCUACUGCCAGGGAACACUGGGCACAAUCGACCCCAGUGCAGAAGUCACGCGCAACGUGACCGAAUGCUCAAGCCGCACGAUCGUAUCUGCAUUUGACCCGACACAAGCCUGGCCGGAGGAGAUCACCUCCAGCAAGCAGCUGGGGUGGCCGCGCGUUAUCAGCGAUGACUUCCACGCCUUCAAAAUGACAAGUCAAGUCAUGGCCGUGAUGUACUGUAUCGGGGUUGGCGCGAUGGGUAUUGUCAUGCUUAUACGAGUAUGGACGACUCUCGCUCCGAAAGCAUGCCAGGGCCCAUGUGAAUUUUUGUUUUUCGUGCUCGGAUCUUUUAGCAUCAGCAUCGCAUCCAUAAUCGCAACGGUCAUCGCUUUUGAAUUCGUCGCUCUCAUUAAUGCCCACGGCAAGGGCUCGAACGUGUCAGCCCAUUACGGCGAGAAGUUCCUCGGGAUGACUUGGGCCGCGGUGGGGCUGUUGCUCGCCGGUAGCGUUGCUUGCUUUGCGAAUGCUUUUGUUAACAAACGGGCUGCGUAUGCGCCUGCGCCAGUCUCAAAGGAUAUAGAGGGGUAA